Theobroma cacao (cacao) is the source of this 2632-nucleotide messenger RNA. Its product is annotated as putative receptor-like protein kinase At2g42960. NCBI's taxonomy places the organism in Eukaryota, Viridiplantae, Streptophyta, Magnoliopsida, Malvales, Malvaceae. Gene Ontology annotation, molecular function: protein kinase activity; ATP binding. The record is from RefSeq and is a predicted model, not a curated record. Gene Ontology annotation, biological process: protein phosphorylation.
CUUUACUAUUUUCUUUCUCUCUCUCUCUCUCUCUCUCUCUCUCUGGUUUCCUCCAUUGCAAACUAAGCUUCCUUUCCAGCUUUCUCUCAAACACCCAAAGACCCACCAACCAUUUUACCCACCUCUUCCCUUUUCUUUUUUCUUUUUUGCUUAUAUAUGUAAGCUUCUAUCUUUCUCUUUCUCUCUCUCUCUACAUUUUUGCUUGAAAGAUUAGAUUUUUGUCUGGCCUUUUCUUGCCCAUUUCUUUUUAUCAUUAGCUGAAUUCUUUUUUUGGCCCACUUGGAAGGCCACAACCAAAAAAAAAAAAAUAAAGGAAAAGGCUUCUACUUGUAUACUACUCUUCUCUUUGCAAUUGCAGCUAUACCUCUUUUCAGGCCUUUGGGUUUUGUUCUGCAUUGGCUUCUUAUCUUUUGCUCAUCGAGAGUCCCUCUUGGAUGCUAAAAUAAAAGGCUUUUUCUUUGCUUCUGUGAAUGCUCAAGGAAGAAGAUCAAGAUAGGAAUGCAUUAAAGUUUUGGUCCGGUGUACAAGAGACUACAUACAAUUUUGACUGUUAAAACCCAGAAGAUCAGAUAUGUCAUCUGAAGGCGCCUUAAAUGCUGAAUUAUCAAAGAAGACAUCAUUUUUGGGUCUAAAACUUUGGGUUUUGAUUGGUAUAUCUGUUGGGGCAUUUAUAGUGUUGAUUCUUUGUAUCUUAUCUAUAUGGGUUACAUUUCGAAGGAGAUCCAGAAGAUCAGUAGACAAGUUCCCACUUUCUCAAAUACCAAAUGUCUCAAAAGAUAUCAAGGUUGACAAGGUCGGGGUUCAGAGCUUCAAUGAUCAUCCUGAAAGUUUAUUCCUUUCUGUUCAUGAUAAAUCAAGUGAUAAAAAUUCAGAGAAAAUGCUAGCUCAUUUGGGGGUAAGCAAAUCGAGUGAUCCUGAUAAUAUCAGUCAAUGUAGUUCCAUUUACCAUCAUGAGAGAGGUUUUAGUUCCCAUUCAGGGGAAGAAGGGAGCUCUGGAACGGUCCGAAAGCAGUCUGCAUUGUCAUAUGGAGGACUAGUAACAGCCUCUCCCUUAGUUGGUCUGCCAGAAAUUUCACAUCUUGGGUGGGGUCACUGGUUUACUCUUAGGGAUCUUGAGCUCGCCACAAAUCGUUUCUCAGCAGAGAAUGUGCUUGGAGAGGGUGGAUAUGGGGUGGUUUACAGGGGCAGACUGAUCAACGGAACUGAAGUAGCAGUAAAGAAGCUUCUUAAUAAUCUGGGACAGGCAGAAAAAGAGUUUAGGGUUGAAGUGGAGGCCAUUGGUCAUGUUCGACAUAAGAAUCUUGUGCGGCUUCUGGGUUAUUGCAUAGAAGGAGUUCACAGGAUGCUGGUAUAUGAAUAUGUGAAUAAUGGUAACUUGGAACAAUGGCUACAUGGGGCAAUGCGCCAGCAUGGUACCCUUACUUGGGAGGCUCGCAUGAAGGUUAUUCUUGGUACUGCCAAGGCGCUUGCUUAUUUGCAUGAAGCAAUAGAACCGAAAGUUGUUCACCGGGACAUAAAAUCAAGUAACAUCUUGAUUGAUGAUGAUUUCAAUGCCAAGGUUUCUGAUUUUGGACUGGCCAAGCUCUUGGGUUCGGGAGAGAGUCAUAUCACAACUAGAGUUAUGGGGACAUUUGGUUAUGUGGCACCAGAGUAUGCUAAUACUGGGUUGUUAAAUGAGAGGAGUGAUAUCUAUAGCUUUGGUGUCCUCUUGCUUGAAGCUGUCACUGGAAGAGACCCUGUCGACUAUGGGAGGCCAGCUAAUGAGGUCAACCUUGUUGAGUGGCUUAAGAUGAUGGUUGGAACAAGAAGAGCAGAGGAAGUAGUGGAUCCAAAUCUUGAAGUUGGACCCACAACACGUGCUCUCAAGCGUGCUCUUUUGGUGGCACUUAGAUGCGUUGAUCCUGAUGCAGAUAAGCGACCCAAAAUGAGUCAGGUUGUACAAAUGCUUGAAGCUGAUGAAUACCCAUUUCGUGAGGACCGAAGGAACAGAAAGAGCCGUACAGCCAGCAUGGAAAUCGAAUCAAUGAAGGAAUCAACCGAUAUGGAGAGCAAGGCAGGGGAAUCACAGAGCAAUGUGACUGAGACGACUCAUAAGUAGGACUGACAAAGCAUGACUUGGUGAAUAAUGGUGUCAAUUUAAAGCUUUCAGUAACCCAUUGAUACAUGUACAUCCCAAAGUUUGUUUGUUUUGGAGAAAUUUCCUGCUUCCAUGAGAGGAAUCAGCUUGAAGAUAGCCCAUUAGGAUUUUGAAUUGCUGGCAGCUGUUUCUUUACUUUUUCCUUGGGCAUGUCACACAUUUGGUCACCGCAUCAGGAUGAAAAGCUGCUUUCAAGCAGAUGAAAGGGUAACAUCAGAAAGAGAAAGAGAGAGAUAGGGGUUCUUGUUGUACAGGUGUGUCUCGGGGACCGGUGGGCUGUCUUUUAUACUAUUAUAUGAUUAUUAUUUUUUUUUUCUUUUUUACCCCGGGGAUUCAAUUACUGUUCUUUGGAUGGUAAUUGAAUUUAUAUUUUAUAUCACUUUUUUGCUUUUUUUUUUUAAUUUAUUAUUUUGUACCAACCAUCAAAGUAUUGAAGAAUCAAUGAUCAUUUUCGUUUCCCUUUUUGCUCUUUAUACAGCAAAUGCCUUGCACUUU